UUGCCACGAGUUCCCAGAAUCCUUUGCGGUUUUACCCCUGAAUGACAUCACAUUUUCAAUCUCUAUAGCCUGAGCAACAGGAUCAGAGUCAGUUGUGCUCUGCAAUUAGUCUGCACCCCACGGCCUUCUCUCCAGAGCAUACUUCAUGGUGAAGCACAUGUAAACACAGGAAGCAUCAUAAGUGUAUUUCUGGCAGGAAGUUGUGAUAGCCGGUGACGGCUGCUCAUUACUGCUGACCCAGAGAUGGUUGUCUCCUGUGUUCGUGACGCAGAUGAACAUUUUCAGUUUCCCCAAACCUGCUGAAGAGAAAAUAUACAAAAAAAACCUGAACUCUUCGAUUUUUUUAUACAUAGAAAUACAACUAUACAAGUUCUUUCAGCAGAAACUGUCAAGAGUUUAUUAAAAAUGAGAUGGAAUGAAAGAAAAUAGGUCAGGAUUUUGUUUUUACAGAGCAGGGUCCCCGAUUUAAUGUUUUCACUCAGUAGUUUAUUAUUUUGUUAUAUUUCUUUCUUUGUUUUUGUAUUUUACAUUGAAAAAUGGAUUUGUCUAUAAUACAGCCAUGUGUUGACAGAAGAUGCCAGAAUACUCUGUGUAGCUUAGGACCCUAUUUAACGUUACACAUAGUUGUGCGAUUUAUUACGGCUUUUCUGCCCGUCCUGCAGGCUGACAGUUGGUAGGAGUGGGUAGAACUAUUAGGAAUUAAAAAGUAAAAGAGAAAUAUCGGGGUGCUGUUUUACCCUCAGCUGAUUUUGGUCCCCCUUUUGUUCUCAAAGCACAGUAGGUUAAAAACCAUUCACUGCAUAUAAACAAGGUUAACUGUGCUAUAGACAUUCUCUUCAUGUCUGGAAGACAGACCUAAACAUGGAGACCUUUGACAAUCUCUGAGAGUGACUGCAGUCGUCAGGCUGUGACUGUGUGCAGGAAUGUUUGCCCCUAUCAGGUGACCUGAGCUUGUGAUCAAAGUGGUCAUGAGUGUUCAACAGCCUCAGGGUGUAGGGAACCAAUUAGUCACCACAAGUUGUGAUGAAUUAGGAGCUGGCUUUGUCAAACUGAAUGUGUCCAGUGUUCGAUGGUUUUUCGUGUGAGCCGAUUUAAUGCAAGUUUGUUCGGCUAAUGUCAUCUCAUGGUGCUGCGUGAUGGUGAUUAUCUCUCUUGUUCACAGUAUUCACAAAGUAUUUUCCUUUAUUUGAUAAAAUACUGCCAUUUGGUAUGCAACAUAGUAUUGCAAAAUAUUGCAAUACUAUGUUGUAGCUACAUGCCACCCUGUAAAACGAUUAUAUUCACUUAUCUCAUGGGGUUUAACAGUUUUCUGCUUCAUUUGAAAAACCUAUUAUGUGUUUCCCUUUCAUCAUUUUUAUAUUUUUCACCAUUCUUCAUGCCCCUCCCCUUAACUGAGGACAGAACAGAAUUUAGAUAGAGGUAUUUGGCAGUUAGGCUCUGAUGGCCGUGUUGGUGUUAGAGAUUAGAGCAGGACCUCCCGGAGGCUGCUGGUGGAGAUGAAGCUGGAGACUUGAAUGGAGACUGAAAGAUAAGAGGCAGUGAUGGGGAGGAGGCAGAUUGCAUGAAGGCGACUGCAAAGGAGAAAGAUGCACAGUGAGAUUUAAAGUACGCGGCGUGAAUGCUGAUUGGUCUGAACAAGGCUGGGAGAAAGAUGAUUGGACUAGACCACUGAUGUCACAAACAGCUUGACAGCUUGUAAAAGUGGAAGAGAUUUGAAGCUCAGAUUUAGCCGGCAACACCUGGGAGCAGACAGAUGUGAGACUGUAGAUCUACCUUAUUGAACUUGCGCAUAAGCUUCGUUAAAAUGAUGCAUGAGACAGACCUUCUGCUUGAGCAUGCACAGGAGCGUGAAAGAGGCAGAAAGGUUGUAUUAAGAGACAAAGUUGGAGGAAGAAAGUGUGGCCAUAUCAAAAUUUGCAGUAUUUUGACAUAUUACAGCUCUAUUUUCAGUAAUACAAAACAUGACUCCAUGAAAUUACAGUUUACAUCCAACUUUUUUUUACAUUUUAGGACUUGAAUCACUUGUAAUCACCUGCACAAAAGUGCUAUUUGUUACUGGGGUUUGUGUGGCUGUAAAUAAACUUGCCGUUCAGACCAAAUGGCUGAGAUUGUUGUGGUGGACUCUGUAAAAUACACAGGAAAUGGAAACCUGAGCUAAAGGGCUUAAACAUGUGGAGGAUCACACACAGAGACAGACGAACAGGAGGCAAAGAAAGUGAGCCAGCGUCUCCCGGCAGUGUGACUUAAUUAAAAGAGCACACGAAAAAAAAGGAGGGAGACGGACCUCCUGGCAUGAUUUGUGUUUGUGCUGACAGUACAGCCUGUUGCUGCUUUGCCCACUUAUCUGACAUCAGAUGCUGCUGCUUUAGAGGCUACAUAUGAGAGAGGAAACAUAGGCCAACACUGAGACACAAACAGAUGACAGAGAAAGAAGAAAAAUGGCAAACCCUCCCACCGUCCCCCCUCCUUCUUUUUCGGUUUGACCAUUUGGCUGUCAGAUGGACCUCAGCAGAGAGCGAGAGAGAGAAAAGACGGGGAACGAUUCAAAAGUGAAGAAAGGAAGAAAAGAGAAGGAGAAGGGGAAAGGAAGGAGGGCAAAGGAGGGGGACCGACAACUCCAACCAAACGGGAAUAAAAGAGGGCGUGGAGAAGGCAGAGAGCGUCCAGGGAAAAGGACAAAUAAGUUGGAAAGUGAAGAAGGGGAGUAAGUAGGGAGAGGGAGAGAAAAAGAGGGAAAACACAGUGGGACUAAAGAAGGAAAGAGAGAAGUAGGAGGACGGGGACCAAGCAGGGGGGGUUUUCCCUCUGAGGAGGCAGAGAUCAUAAAAAGCCCUCCUCCACAGCUGUGAACAUCGCAGUCACACGCACAAUUGCAUGACAGUACUCACAUGCUGCAGCAGUUUGCUCAGUCCACUGUUAGUUUGUGAAACUUGCACAUAAGACACACUCAGAGGCUGAUAGUCCCAUAAGAACACAAGAAAAUAGGCAGGGCAGCAAUGGGCUGGGAGCAUGGAGACUCCCAUUGACUUCUACAGACACUUCUCCUGGCUGAAAAAGGUGAACCUCUGUUCUCCAGCCAACAAUGAAACUUACCAAGAACGACUGCUUCGCCUAGAGGGAGACAAGGAGUCUCUGGUGCUACAGGUGAGCGUUCUGACCGACCAGGUGGAGGCCCAGGGAGAGAAGAUCAGAGACCUAGAAAGUUCUUUGGAGGAACACCGCCAGAAACUGGCCUCCACUGAAGAAAUGCUCCAACAGGAGCUGAUGAGCAGGACCUCGCUAGAAACUCAGAAGCUGGAUCUGAUGGAUGAGGUGUCCUUUCUCAAACUGAAGCUGGUCAGCAUGGAGGAGACGCAAACCAACUCACACCCUCAGGAUUCGACAGACACAAAGCAGAACAAAGCUGAGUGUGUGGUAAAUCUCAUCAGUGAGCUCCAGGAGCAGAUGUGCAGGUUUCAGGAGGAGAUCAGCACUCGCAUUCAGGAGAAACGGGCCCUGGAGGAGAAGGAGGCCCAGAAGGGGGAGCCAAGAGACGGCCAAGCCCAGGGCUACAGCCCUCAAGUUGGGUUGGUCGGCUUGGACCUGAGCCUGUCUGGCUCUGAUGCCCGGCAGCACAAUGGAGGAAAGACUGUUCACGAUUUGCAACAAGAAGUUAAGCAGCUGAAGAGCAAAGUGGAUGAGUUGGAGGGAGAGAAGAGCCAGUAUGAGAGGAAAUUAAGAGCCACCAAGGCAGAAAUCUCAGAGCUGCAGCAGCUCCUGGCCUCCAAAGAUGCUGAGAUCGAGUGCCUACAGACCCAGCUGCUGGCCAGAGGCGGCAGCGCCAAUGACAACGCAGAGAGAGACCAGGAAUACCAGAGGUUAAAGGUGGGGAUGGAGUCUUUGUUGGCUUCAAAUGACGAGAAGGAUCGGCGUAUAGAGGAGCUUACCAUUCUGCUCAGCCAAUACAGAAAGAUGAGGGAGGUCAUGGCACUCACGCAGGGAAGCAGUGAAGAGGAGCUGAGCGGCAGUUUAAAGCUCAAAGCCAUCACUCACAAAGCACACUCUGACAUCCUCAGAUCAGAGCUGUCAUCAAGAGGAUCGUCACCGCUUAUGUUGUCCUCAUCGCCGUAUCAGAGGGAUUUGGAUUUCAGUUUCCAGAACUCUGUGGAGACAUCGCUGGUGUCCGCUGCUGACCCAAGUUUGUUUAAUGGGUCUUGGCAUCGACGCCGGUUGAUGUCCAGCAGUCUUGAAGAGUUGCAGAGUGGAUCUUUACAAAAGGCUGUAGAGAUCCAGCCACUUGAAAGUGAAUCAGAUGUAGGGGCCGAGAAUCCCCACAUGGAGCUGAACAAGUACCAAACUCUGCCGGGGAAACUGAGUAAAAAGAACGAGCCGCGGGCCGAGCUGAACGGCGACGGAGACGGAGAGUAUUUAUCUCCCGUCCAGCUCUCGCCUGUCCACAGCCACAGCCAGGACUACAGUCUGAAGCAUUCAGAGAAGCUGGAGGAGUGCUUUCCAUCAGACCAGUCCCCGCUGUCCUCUGGAGUGGACUCUGGACAGCAGUCUCCUGUCUCACCAGAGAACAGGAAGGGUCACAGAGGGAUUAGGAAACUCUGGGGGAAGAUCCGUCGCAGUCAGUCGGGUAGUCCUGUCCAAGUUCAUGACCCAGAGCUAGGAGACUUCAAGAGGGGAGGAUUCAGAGCUACAGCUGGACCUCGAUUGGCCCGUCCAGGGAAAACACGAGAUCUGAAGACACCAUUUUCUAAGUGGAACACAGAGCAGGUGUGUGACUGGAUUGAAGACAUUGGACUAGGUCAGUACAGCAUCCUCGCUCGCCAGUGGGUCACCAGCGGUCAGACUCUGCUAUCAGCCGCGCCACAAGACCUAGAGAAGGAGAUGGCCAUGAAGAAUCCACUCCACAGGAAGAAGCUUCAGUUGUCCAUCAAAGCGAUCAGUAGCAAACAGCCUGAAAAAUCUGCAGAGCUCGAUUACCUCUGGGUUACCCGUUGGCUUGAUGAUAUUGGCCUUCCUCAGUACAAAGACCAGUUUAAUGAAGGAAGAGUGGAUGGGCAGAUGCUGCAGUAUCUCACUGUGAACGACUUAUUAUUCCUUAAAGUGACCAGCCAGCUGCACCACCUCAGCAUCAAGUGUGCCAUUCAUGUUCUCCAUGUCAACAAAUUCAAUCCCAACUGCCUCAAACGCAGGCCCGGCAAUGAGAGCCAGUUCACUCCCAGUGAGGUUGUCCAGUGGUCUAACCACCGAGUCAUGGAGUGGUUGAGAUCUGUGGACCUUGCAGAGUAUGCCCCAAACCUGAGGGGCAGCGGCGUGCAUGGAGGGCUGGUAAUGCUGGAGCCUCGGUUUAACUCUGAUAGCCUGGCCAUGCUGCUGAACAUCCCUCCUCAGAAAACUCUGCUGAGGCGCCACUUAACCACCAACUUCAACAACCUAGUAGGAGCACAGGCUCAGCAGGAGAAGAGGGAGUACACUGAGGCGACAGGAUACUCCCCACUCAGCAUCACCGCUAAAGUCAAGCCGAAGAAGUUGGGCUUCUCUAACUUGACUCACCUCAGGAGGAGACGGCCGGAUGAAUCUACAGACUAUGUCUGCCCCAUCGAGUCCUCCUCGCCUCAGUCGGGACAGUCUGCAGUGAACGGGGUGCAGAUGCGGCCCUACACUGGCUUCAGAGGCCUGAGCCCCAUCCUAGACCGAGAGCCCGACCGCUCCAGGGACCAGAUGGCGACCACAGAGGGUACCAUUUUGCAAAUAGAAGCUCUUUCUGAAAGCAUCAACAACCUCACACAGGACGAGGGAGAAGAAGAAAGGAAAUGUAGUGUAUUUGGAACUGUGGAAGCUCCCAGACCAGUCCUGUGUAUCAGGGAGACCAGCUUGUGAUCUGCUGCCCAUCAUCCGUCGACCAUGGGUGCAAAAUUCAGCAAACCUACAUCUAACCCACUGAGAAACGUGUUUUCC
Molecule: messenger RNA, 5946 nt
Organism: Haplochromis burtoni (Burton's mouthbrooder)
Lineage: Eukaryota; Metazoa; Chordata; Actinopteri; Cichliformes; Cichlidae
Gene: ppfibp2b
Product: PPFIA binding protein 2b
Exons: 27
Coding region: 3010-5868 (952 amino acids)
Biological process (GO): neuromuscular junction development
Cellular component (GO): presynaptic active zone
Molecular function (GO): protein binding
Source: RefSeq, a predicted model, not a curated record